UAUAUAUGUUAUUGUAUUUUCUCACAAGCGAGAAUUUUGUGAUUCGCGUCUUUUAGGAAAGUUACACCUUUACUUUCUUAACGUCACAUCCUCCCUCUACCGUUCCCGGAAGUAAACCAAAAUAAAAGGGCAGGUAAACCGCUGGGACUCGAACUCUGCAGGUUGUUGGAUAAAUCUUGAACCUUGACGCGUGAUCGUCUCCGGGGCAGGAUGACGUUCCCCUCCGCCUUCGGCUCGCAGCUCGCCGCCAUCAUGGACGUGUUGGCGAAGGCUGCGGUGGCCGAGAUCUCGAAGCUGGUGGAGGACGGGACGCUGGUGCUGCGGCUGGAGAUGUGUCGGAGGGACGUGGAGAUCCAGGAGCUGAAGAGGAGCCUGAAGCUGAUGGAGGUGGAGCUGUGCAAAGCUCGGGAAGCGGUCGAGACCCGAGCCACAGAGGAGGAGCAGGAGGAGGAGGAGGAGGAGGAGCAGGAGGAGCAGGCAGCCCGGACCCAGGUCCCCUCGACAGAUGAAAAAGAGAAUGAGCCAACACGCGCAGGGUAUCUGGAACCAGAGACGGCUGAUUCACUCUGCAAGCACCGGCAUUGCAACCAAGACGGUGACGACAUGAGGCCGGCGGUGAAACCCGAGCCAGCGGGGGAGCUCGUGAUCCAGGAAGCAACAGACAACACUGCAACAGUGGCGACUAAUGUUUGCUUUGAGGUGGGAGAGGGAAGUGACUCCAUCUGGCCUCCUGCAGCUUGUGGCAUGUUCGAGAAAAGCUCUGUAGCGAUGCAGCACGUGCAGAUGUUCCCCUCUCACACGGAGCAAUUUUCUGCUCACAGAAAUACAGAAAGUUCCUACAACUCUCCAACAGCAACACAGGAAGACGAUUCGACAAGUGUGCCGAUAAAAGUAGAGACAGAGAUUCAACCUGUGUGCUCAGUUGGCAUCACUUCAGGCAUCACUUCGUCUGUGGGUAAUGAACCAUUGAGACGGGUUUCCUGCCCGGCAGCCGGUGAGAACCAGUGUCUGCAGUCUCCUCCACAACAGGCUGGGCGCUCACCCGCUGUCCCUCCUGUGCCGAGGUCGUCCGCAGCCACAGAAGAUCACAUCCUCAGUAGAAACAACCUGAGAACAAAAAGACUCAUGCACGUGUGGAGAGGGAAUCAGAAACUCUUCAUCUGCUCCGUGUGCAACAAGGGUUUCCCCCGCUUGUCCCAGCUGGAGGAGCACAAGGCCACUCACCAGCUCUUCAAACCUUUCCGGUGCCUGGAAUGUGGGAAGUCUUUCACCCAGAAGACCCGGCUGAAGACGCACCAGAGCGUGCACACGGGCGAGCGGCCGUUCAGCUGCACAAUCUGCGGAAAGAUGUUCUCCAGGCAGGACAACUGCACGAGACACGAGCGCUUCCACAGCGGCCUGAAGCCGUACAGCUGUGGGCAGUGUGGGAAAAGCUUCACGGUGCUGGGCAACCUCAAAAUCCAUCAGGAGAUUCACCUGCAGGGAAGAUAGCUCCCAGUGACUCCCAGUGACGCUCUGAGACUGAAGAGGAUUUCAUUUAUGUUUUUAUAAUAUCAUAUAUAUAUAUAUUUAUUUGAGAUUUUAACUGUUUUCUAUGUAAAGAUGUAGUGAAGUAACUGCAUCCUGAGCUGAUAAUGAAGUCGUAUUUCUUUCUCUUCUUUGCUUUGGUAUCUGUUCUGUUCAUAUUAGUGCAUGUCAGAAGGCAACGCCCCUUUUCCACUGGUGUAAACACCCACUGACAUCUGGCUUAUGUCUGAAACGUGGAUGGAUGCAGUCGUAUUCCCGCCCGGGUCAAAUGACUCUGGUCUUAAUUGGCUUCAUUGAAUCAGCAGUGAUGAAAACAAGACCCCUGGUUAGUCAAUCACCUUUUUAGCAGGUUUACCCAGGGUUUAAAAACCUGCACAUUCUGGAGUGAAAGAAGUACAAGAUGGCUCCUGUGUGAUCGCCAGCACGAACCCUUCUCCUUUCAGAAUACACAAACACUGUUAACACGCCUGCCCACCACUGUGACACCUAAUGGCUUCACUUAUUUGUAUACACUUUCCAGGCUCCUCACAGCUAAGAUGAUGAUGACAAUCUACCAGCCGCCAUUCAGGCCCUUUAAGUGUUCUGUGAAAUCAGGGCUGAGAAAAUAAGUUUCAAAACACACUUUUGCCGAAUGGGGCAUCUCCCACGAAGGCCUGAGCACCGACAGGAGCACCAACCUGCAGAUGAGAUCCAGCACCACAUCCGCUUUACCACUGUGCACCAACUGAGAACACAGAGGGAGGGGGGAGGUGCAGGUUAUGAACAUUUGUGUUGGUGCUAGUGCGACAUCUAGUGGCAGUAAAUAUCUUAACCUCUCAAUGAACUCGAACAGGCAUAACUAGAGCAGGCCUUCAUCAAGGCCCUGCAGGCCCUGUCAGUUCCAUCAAGCUGCACUAAACUGCACACAAUCAGUAUCAGUGCCCUUGAUUUGUCAGAUCCAUUCAAAGGGCGAACACGUGAAAAAAUGCCCCAUCUUGCAAUGUGUAAAAUAAUUCCUGGUUCUGCCUCCUGAUCUGGAUACACACCAACGAAACGUGUUCUUCCCUGACCCAGUUCACAUCCUUCCACCAAGUGUCGUGUUAAUCUGUCCUGUAGUUUUUGUGUAAUUGAGCAAGUUGACAAACAAACAAACGCUGAUGAAAACAUCACUUCCUUGGCAGAAGUAAAAAUGUCCACCUUACAUUUCAUGGACAGACAUACUGGUUCUGUACAAAGCAUCGAUGAGGAAAAUGUAAUGUAAUUUAUUAACUGUUUCAACCUGUGUGCUGAUAUAAGGAUGUAUGUUCUCACAUUCAGGAGUGGGAAACACAUCGAUGGUAUAAACUUCAGUAUCAGGAGAGAAAACACCAGAACCCUGAAUCCUUAGGUUGAACUAUUUUAUCAGUCCUCACCAAAGGUAUUUAAGUGCCUUGCACAUUUAAAGGUGUCGUCUCCUUUGUGUAACGUCCCUAUUUGUGUUGGACCUUCCAGAUACAAACCGAGUGUUUAACCUAGAGUCACAUGUUGAACUCAUUGUUGGGUGAGGUAGUGAUGUUGUGCGUCAAAGGAAGGGGAUUGUGCGAUGUGUACCUAUGCAAUAAUAUACUGUGUUUUGCGUUUGAUCGCAAUUCAAAUCUAUCUGUGGAGAUUUGUUCUUCUCUUGAUAUUAAAGUCUGUUAAUUAUUA
Messenger RNA from Pleuronectes platessa (European plaice), 3192 nucleotides. RefSeq names its product oocyte zinc finger protein XlCOF7.2. The transcript is spliced from 2 exons. Lineage: Eukaryota; Metazoa; Chordata; Actinopteri; Pleuronectiformes; Pleuronectidae. The coding region runs from base 211 to 1491 and encodes 426 amino acids. Gene Ontology annotation, molecular function: DNA-binding transcription factor activity; RNA polymerase II cis-regulatory region sequence-specific DNA binding. Gene Ontology annotation, biological process: regulation of transcription by RNA polymerase II. The record is from RefSeq and is a predicted model, not a curated record.